Molecule: messenger RNA, 633 nt
Organism: Saccostrea cuccullata (small rock oyster)
Lineage: Eukaryota; Metazoa; Mollusca; Bivalvia; Ostreida; Ostreidae
Exons: 4
Coding region: 1-624 (207 amino acids)
Source: RefSeq, a predicted model, not a curated record
AUGGCUGUGUUUUGGUUUGUAUUUGAGUCCCCUUUUGACACCCAACCCCCUGAGAUCUGUACGUGCCGGGCCUUUUUUCCUUUAGCAGGGGAUUUUAGAGAAGCAGAGGACAGGCAGAAGGAGCGAGAGGGUAAGCAGUUGAGCUUUUCCUUGUUCAGCCACUCGUCUUACGCGAAGAGUGAGGAGGAAGAAGGCCAGGAUCCAGAGAGAGAAGAGCCGGAGCAGGACGACGUUGACAUUGGGGUCAAGCACACAAGAGAUAUGGGUGUACAGUGUGAUCCAGACCCACUGUUACAAGAGAACAUGGCCUUGAAAGCUGAGCUGAGGAGGUUACAGGGUCACAAGUUGUCGGUUGACAAGAUAAAGGAUGAUAACACCAAGACGAAAUUCUACACUGGAAUGCCUAGCUUUGCAGUUUUCAUGUGGCUAUUCAACUACCUAGUGCCCAAGUGCAAAGAGAUGGUUUACUGGAGAGGUUCUGCUGUUACCCCUGGAGAGAGGACACGACCUAGACGUGUGAUGUCAUUGGAGCCAAUAGACCAGUUUCUUGCCACGAUGAUGCGACUUAAAAUUGGAUUAUAUGUUGAAGAUAUUGCUGAACGCUUUGUAAUGUGUUUGAGCUAAAAGCCUUGU